This is a messenger RNA of Perognathus longimembris pacificus (Pacific pocket mouse), 3686 nucleotides long. RefSeq names its product glutamate metabotropic receptor 4 (gene Grm4). Gene Ontology annotation, molecular function: adenylate cyclase inhibiting G protein-coupled glutamate receptor activity. The record is from RefSeq and is a predicted model, not a curated record. The transcript has 10 exons. Gene Ontology annotation, biological process: G protein-coupled glutamate receptor signaling pathway; regulation of synaptic transmission, glutamatergic. Lineage: Eukaryota; Metazoa; Chordata; Mammalia; Rodentia; Heteromyidae. The coding region runs from base 365 to 3112 and encodes 915 amino acids. Gene Ontology annotation, cellular component: membrane.
GUCGGUAGGAGGAAAGGAGCUGUUUUCUGCUUGAUGCCAAGAUACGCCAGGCUAGAAGCGCCCUUCCCUUUCCACGGGCACCGGCCGCGAGUAGGCCUGCAGGCCGAGGGGCCAGGCCUCCAAGCUUUCCUGCAGCCCCGGCCUCUCCCUGCGGCCUGUGGGCCUGGGCUGUGCAGGCACCUGAGUGCUGUCCCAGUGCUGAAGUGGAGAAGGAGGAGGAGGAGGGAGAGAGCUCAGGCAUGGUCUGCCCUGCUGGCCGCGCUCCACUGUCCUGCUGCUGAGACAGCCCUGCCCAUGUGCAGCUGGGCUGUGGGAACAGUGGCCUGCCGGAGCUAGGAGGGAGGCCCACCGUUCAUGGGCCUCUAUGACUUUCGAGAUGCCCGGAAAGAGAGGCUGGGGCUGGUGGUGGGCCCGGCUGCCCCUCUGCCUGCUCCUCAGCCUUCCUGGCCCCUGGGUGCCUGUCCUCGCGAAACCUAAGGGUCACCCCCACAUGAACUCCAUCCGCAUAGACGGGGACAUCACGUUGGGAGGCCUGUUCCCUGUGCACGGCCGGGGUGCGGAGGGCAAGGCCUGCGGAGAACUGAAGAAGGAGAAAGGCAUCCACCGGCUGGAGGCCAUGCUGUUCGCUCUGGACCGCAUCAACAACGACCCGGACCUGCUGCCCAACAUCACGCUGGGCGCCCGCAUUCUGGACACCUGCUCGAGGGACACCCAUGCCCUGGAGCAGUCACUGACCUUUGUGCAGGCGCUCAUCGAGAAGGACGGCACGGAGGUCCGCUGCGGCAGCGGCAGCCCGCCCAUCAUCACCAAGCCUGAGCGCGUGGUGGGCGUCAUCGGUGCUUCAGGGAGCUCAGUCUCCAUCAUGGUGGCCAACAUCCUCCGCCUCUUCAAGAUCCCCCAGAUCAGCUACGCCUCCACCGCCCCCGACCUGAGCGACAACAGCCGCUACGACUUCUUCUCCCGCGUGGUGCCCUCGGACACGUUCCAGGCCCAGGCCAUGGUGGACAUUGUCCGUGCCCUCAAGUGGAACUAUGUGUCCACGCUGGCCUCGGAGGGCAGCUACGGCGAGAGCGGCGUGGAGGCCUUCAUCCAGAAGUCCCGCGAGGAUGGUGGCGUGUGCAUCGCCCAGUCUGUGAAGAUCCCCCGGGAGCCCAAGAUGGGCGAGUUCGACAAGAUCAUCAAGCGCCUUCUGGAGACGUCCAAUGCCCGGGCCGUCAUCAUCUUCGCCAACGAGGACGACAUCAGGCGGGUACUGGAGGCAGCACGGAGGGCCAACCAGACCGGCCACUUCUUCUGGAUGGGCUCAGACAGCUGGGGCUCCAAGAGCGCACCUGUGCUGCACCUGGAGGAGGUGGCAGAGGGUGCCGUCACCAUCCUUCCCAAGAGGAUGUCCGUUCGAGGCUUUGACCGCUACUUCUCCAGCCGCACACUGGACAAUAACCGGCGCAACAUCUGGUUUGCUGAAUUCUGGGAGGACAACUUCCAUUGCAAGCUGAGCCGCCACGCGCUCAAGAAGGGCAGCCAUGUGAAGAAGUGCACCAACCGGGAGCGCAUUGGGCAGGACUCUGCUUACGAGCAGGAGGGGAAGGUGCAGUUUGUCAUCGAUGCUGUGUACGCCAUGGGCCACGCACUGCACGCCAUGCACCGUGACCUGUGUCCCGGCCGCGUGGGGCUCUGCCCUCGCAUGGACCCCGUCGAUGGCACCCAGCUGCUGAAGUACAUCCGACAUGUCAACUUCUCAGGCAUUGCAGGGAACCCCGUGACCUUCAAUGAAAAUGGAGAUGCGCCUGGGCGCUAUGACAUCUACCAAUACCAGCUACGCAACGGCUCUGCAGAGUACAAGGUCAUUGGCUCCUGGACUGACCACCUGCACCUCAGAAUAGAGCGGAUGCACUGGCCGGGGAGCAGGCAGCAGCUGCCCCGCUCCAUCUGCAGCCUCCCCUGCCAGCCGGGCGAGCGGAAGAAGACGGUGAAGGGCAUGCCCUGCUGUUGGCACUGUGAGCCCUGCACGGGGUAUCAGUACCAGGUAGACCGCUACACCUGUAAGACCUGCCCCUACGACAUGCGGCCCACUGAGAACCGCACAGGCUGCCGGCCCAUCCCCAUCAUCAAGCUGGAGUGGGACUCGCCCUGGGCGGUGCUGCCCCUCUUCCUGGCCGUGGUGGGCAUCGCUGCCACUUUGUUCGUGGUGGUCACCUUUGUGCGCUACAAUGACACGCCCAUCGUGAAGGCCUCGGGCCGGGAGCUGAGCUACGUGUUGCUGGCAGGGAUCUUCCUGUGCUAUGCCACGACCUUCCUCAUGAUCGCCGAGCCUGACCUUGGCACUUGCUCCCUGCGCCGAAUCUUCCUGGGGCUCGGCAUGAGCAUCAGUUAUGCGGCCCUGCUCACCAAGACCAAUCGCAUCUACCGCAUCUUCGAGCAGGGCAAGCGGUCGGUCAGCGCCCCGCGCUUCAUCAGCCCUGCCUCACAGCUGGCCAUCACCUUCAGCCUCAUCUCCCUGCAGCUGCUGGGCAUCUGCGUGUGGUUUGUGGUGGACCCCUCCCACUCAGUGGUGGACUUCCAGGACCAGCGGACGCUGGACCCCCGCUUCGCCAGGGGUGUGCUCAAGUGUGACAUCUCGGACUUGUCACUUAUCUGCCUGCUGGGCUACAGCAUGCUGCUCAUGGUCACGUGCACUGUGUAUGCCAUCAAGACGCGGGGCGUGCCCGAGACCUUCAAUGAGGCCAAGCCCAUUGGCUUUACCAUGUACACCACCUGCAUUGUGUGGCUCGCCUUCAUUCCCAUCUUCUUUGGCACCUCACAGUCUGCUGACAAGCUGUACAUCCAGACGACCACGCUGACGGUGUCGGUGAGCCUGAGCGCCUCGGUGUCCCUGGGGAUGCUCUACAUGCCCAAGGUCUACAUCAUCCUCUUCCACCCGGAGCAGAACGUGCCCAAGCGCAAGCGCAGCCUCAAGGCCGUCGUCACGGCCGCCACCAUGUCCAACAAGUUCACGCAGAAGGGCAACUUCCGGCCCAACGGGGAGGCCAAGUCCGAGCUGUGUGAGAACCUGGAGGCCCCAGGGCUGGCCACCAAACAGACCUAUGUCACCUACACCAACCAUGCAAUCUAGCUGGGCUGCCAACGCCAAGUGGGCAGAGGAGGACCCACGACCCAUGUGGAAGGUGCGUUGGGCCAGGGCCACUCCCAAGGGCCCAGCUGACGUCCUGCCUGCCCGUGGGUGCCCACGGACGUGGCUUGGUGCUGAAGACAGUGGAGGCCGCCGCUGCCAUGCUGGCUAGGCAGUCUGGGCAAGCCAGGUGGGCAGCAGGGAGUCUGAGGGGCCAGGGCAGUUUCCGGCCACCACCAGGGACUUCGCUUGGAUGCUGAUUCUCCAAGCCCCCAGAGCACAGGGGCGCGGGAUGUGUGGGCCCGAGCACUGGUUUCCUCUCUCCCUCCACCUCUGUCUGUCCUGUUGGUGACCUCAGUCCGUCUCCACCCCCGUCUCUCCGUCCUCUUAUCUCUGUGUCCCUGUGGUUUUUCUCUGCACGUCUGGUUUGUUUGGGUUCUUGGCUUCUGUCCCUUCUCUUUCUGGUCUUGCUUCUGCCUCCUGGGCCAUUUGCUCUGUUCUGCUCUUCUUGCUUCUGGGUUUCCUCCGUGUCACUCUUCUCAUGCAUUUUUCUUUCCUCUCCCCCCCCUCAGUGUUA